CUCCGGAUUACUCAAACAAAACAAAACUUAUAUCUAUCUAUCUGACUUUUCCAAGCUCGAAACAGAAUAUCUCUUUGGAAUCUUCUCAAAUCAUAAAAUCAUACGUUCAAAACUAGUUAAACCCAAAUAAAACUCUCAUUAAAUUCAUUCUUGUAUGUCGUUACUGAAAUUGCCACAAUGAAAAUGUUGUAUAAACUUGCAAUAUUCUCAUUUUUAUUUGUUGUUUUAGGAUCAGCCCAUUUAGUUAUAGGUGAUGAUGAUGGUGACCAAAUAAUCACAGAACAGCCAUUGUCCAAGAUUGCAAUUCAUAAGGCUGUGUUUGCUUUUCAUGAUGGUGCUUCCAUUCAAGCUUAUCCAAAACUUCUUGGACUCAAGGGUGAGGAUGUUGAAUGGGUGACAGUAGAGAUUAAGCAUCCGAAACCAGCUAAUGAUGAUUGGAUUGGAGUGUUUUCCCCUGCUAAUUUUAAUGCAUCAACUUGUUACUAUGAGAAUGAUUCUAAGCAACAGGCUCCAUACAUAUGCUCUUCUCCUGUUAAGUACACAUUUGCAAAUUACUCAAAUGCGCGCUAUGCAAAAACAGGGAAAAAUACUUUAAAGUUUCAGAUAAUCAAUCAACGAGCUGAUUUUUCCUUUGCCUUGUUUUCUGGUGGAUUAUCAGAUCCAAAAUUGGUGGCAUAUUCUAACUUCAUAUCAUUUGUAAAUCCCAAAGCACCACUUUACCCACGUCUCGCUCUAGGAAAAUCUUGGAAUGAGAUGACUGUGACUUGGACAAGUGGCUACAACAUAGACGAAGCAACUCCUUUUGUAGCGUGGGGACUUAAGAGUCAACAGUCUAAGCAAUCUCCAUUUGCAGUGAAGGGUCAACGCCCUUUGCUAUCUCCUGCAGGAACACUGACAUAUCAUCAAAAUAGCAUGUGUGAUUCACCAGCAAGGACAGUUGGCUGGCGUGAUCCUGGUUUCAUACAUACGAGUUUUUUAAAGGAUUUGUGGCCAAAUACCAAGUAUUUUUACAGAAUGGGACAUAUAUUACUUAAUGGCACGUACAUUUGGGCCAAAAAGACAUAUACGUUUGUGUCACCCCCUUUCCCUGGACAGGAAUCAUUACAACGUGUUGUUAUAUUUGGUGACUUGGGGAAGGCAGAACGUGAUGGCUCCAAUGAGUACAAUAAUUAUCAACCUGGUUCUCUUAAUACCACUGACCAGCUCAUCGCUGACAUUGACAACAUUGACGCUGUAUUCCACAUAGGAGAUAUAGUGUAUUCAAAUGGAUAUAUUUCACAAUGGGACCAGUUCACGUCACAAGUGGAACCCAUUGCAUCAGUUGUGCCUUAUAUGCUGGCAAGUGGUAAUCAUGAACGUGACUGUCCUGGAAGCGGAUCUUUUUAUGAUGGUAAUGAUUCAGGUGGCGAAUGUGGUGUCCCUGCAGAGACUACGUUCUAUGUCCCAGCGGAAAACAGAGCUAAAUUCUGGUAUUCGACAGAUUAUGGCAUGUUUCAUUUCUGCAUAGCUGACACUGAGCAUGACUGGAGGGAAGGCACCGAACAAUAUAAGUUCAUUGAAAAAUGCCUUGCAUCGGUAGACAGGAAAAAACAACCAUGGCUUAUCUUUGCUGGUCACCGUGUACUUGGUUACUCUUCUGACAAAUAUUAUGCAGCAGAGGGCUCCUUUGCUGAGCCCAUGGGGCGAGAGAGUUUGCAAAAGCUCUGGCAGAGAUACAAGGUGGACAUUGCCUUUUAUGGUCAUGUUCAUAACUACGAAAGAUCUUGUCCAAUUUAUGAGAAUCACUGCGUGAACUCUGAGAAGUCUCACUAUUCUGGCACGGUGAAUGGGACAAUCCAUGUUGUGGUGGGUGGAGCAGGUGCCCAUCUGUCGGAAUUCACUGAAAUUAAUACUACUUGGAGUCUUUAUAAGGAUCAUGAUUUUGGGUUUGUGAAGAUGACUGCAUUUAACCACUCGUCACUCCUAUUUGAAUACAAGAAGAGCAAUGAUGGAAAGGUGUAUGAUUCCUUCACCAUCUCAAGAGACUACAGAGAUGUGUUAGCCUGUGUACAUGAUGGGUGUGAGGCUACCACUUUAGCAUCUUAAAUGUCGGUAAAAUAUUCUUGUGCAUCUCGUAUGGUACAACAGUUUGCAUUGUUUGUUCUUUUGUCCCCUGAUCAAUGCCAAAAUAAUGCGGGGAAAAAAAAAAGCAAGUUUAUGGUGCCUUAUAAUUUGCAUUAUAUCUUUGUUUCACCUUGUUGAGAUUCUUGGGAGAAUCAUGUCAGUUAUGUAUUUCUUUGAUACGGCA
Molecule: messenger RNA, 2287 nt
Organism: Erigeron canadensis
Lineage: Eukaryota; Viridiplantae; Streptophyta; Magnoliopsida; Asterales; Asteraceae
Product: probable inactive purple acid phosphatase 27
Exons: 12
Coding region: 178-2085 (635 amino acids)
Molecular function (GO): acid phosphatase activity; metal ion binding
Source: RefSeq, a predicted model, not a curated record